AGAACUACCACAAGCAGCUCGAGGCACGUACGCAGUGCCCUACAUGUAGAGGCAACUUAAAGUUAUGGUAAACUAUUCGUCAUUCCAUCUCCUCUGUUGAUCACUGAACAUACAUUCAGAGGGAGCUCAACUGAUAUUAAUAAGUACACAUAUGUACUUUAGUCCUGAUUCCUGAGUGUUGAACUUGCAAUGGCGGCCAGCAGGGCCUGGGUGGCAGCUGGAAAGGCAGGUCAAAGUGUGCCUGUCCUUUCGGGGAAGUGCAGCAGUCAGCACAGUGAUGCACGGUGCUCUGCUUUCAGAAGCUGGCCCGCUGUUGGCCCCAGGGAUCUGUAUUCAAAACUCACAAAAGGUGGAAACAUAACACAAUGCCGCUACAAUGUAGCAGAUCUGUUUAGGUACAAGAGACACAGUAAAGCCUCUCAGCACAGGCUUGCGAGGAGGGCUGAGAGGGAGAGGGUAGUUGGAGUAAGUGCAACAUUAGAGCAAGGAGUCACCAUUGUUGUGGGCGCUGAAGCAACUAAGGAAGCACCUGCCUCAGACAAUGCUGGCACCAAUGUGCAAGCCGUCUUAUUUGACAUGGACGGCGUUCUUUGCGACAGCGAAGAUAGGUCGAGGCAGGCAGCAGUUGAGCUCUUCAAGGAGUUAGGGUUUGAGGUCACGGAGGAGGACUUCAUCCCGUUCAUGGGGACAGGGGAGGCCAACUUCCUGGGUGGGGUGGCGCGCAAGUUUGGCGUCCCUGACUGGGAUGUCACUAAGGCCAAGGCACGCUUCUUCGAGAUCUACAUUGGCAAGUAUGCCCUCCCUGACUCGGGCCUAGGCUACUCUGGGGCGCUCGAGUUGAUCCAAGCGGUGAAGCGGGCAGGGCUCAAGGCGGCGGUUGCUUCCAGUGCCGACCUUGUCAAAGUCAAUGCAAACCUUGCAGCCGCUGGUCUCCCUCUAACCAAUUUUGACGCGGUGGUGUCAGCGGACCUGUUUGAGCGGCUGAAGCCGUCCCCUGACAUCUUCCUGGCCGCUUCCAAGGCCCUCGGUGUGCCCCCUUCGCAGUGUGUGGUCAUUGAGGAUGCACUGGCGGGCGUGCAGGCAGCACUGGCGGCAGGCAUGCGUUGCAUUGGCGUCACGACCUCUCUCGACGCCGCUGCUCUCGCCCCCGGUGGGCCCGCCCUGGUGCGCAAAGACAUCUCGCACAUUACCUUGGACGAUAUUCUGACCGUCAAGUACCCCCCUUCCAACAACGAUGACCAGAACGAGACCCCCGCCCAACUACUGAAGGAGCUGAAGCAGUCGGGGGGCAAGGAGGGAAUUGCGAAGGGACUCCAGAGCGUGCUGAAUGCGACAGUGGACCUGCCAGGGGGUUUCUCAACAAGGCGGAGAGAUGUGUUGCGGUUGGGUGCGGGGCUUAUUGGGUUGACGAGCACCUACAUAGCCUUUACACGAGCCAAGGCCAUGUCUUACGUGUCGCCCCGUGCCGUGCUCAACCAGCUGUUUGGUGCCCCCGCCCCUGGAGUUGCGGAAGCUGCAGAGGACCGCGUGAAGCAGUUCAAGAAGUAUAUCCGGGACAUGGAGAAGCGCGGGGGCGGCACCACGGUCCCCGAGUUCCAGCAGGGCCUCGCCUGGCUCAACACAGCGCCGCUCAAACUCAGCAAGGAGCUACGUGGGCGAGUGCUGGUGCUCGACUUCUGGACGUACUGCUGCAUCAACUGCAUGCACAUCCUGCCGGACCUCGCCUUUCUGGAGAAGAAGUACAAGGACCAGCCCGUAACGGUGGUGGGAGUUCACUCGGCCAAGUUCGACAACGAGAAGGACACGGAGGCAAUUCGGGAGGCGGUCCUGCGCUACGACGUCGUGCACCCCGUUGUAAACGAUGGUGAGAUGACGAUGUGGCGCGGGCUGGGCGUGAGUUCGUGGCCGACGCUAGCGGUGGUGAGCCCGAAGGGAAAGCUGCUAGCCAUGCUAGCGGGGGAGGGCCACCGGCAAGACAUCGACGAACUACUGCAGGCCGCGCUCGAGUAUUACGGCGAGCAGGGAGAUCUGAAAAACGACCCGCUGCCGAUCAGUCUGGAGAAAGACAAGGACUCGCGGGUGGCGAAGAGCCCGCUCAGGUUCCCGGGCAAGAUCGCGACGGAUCUGAAGAACAAGCGGCUGUUCAUCUCCGACAGCAGCCAGCACCGGAUAGUGGUUACGGACCUGAAGGGGAAUUUCAUCACACAAAUAGGGGGUGGCGGCGGGGAGGGUCUGCGGGACGGCGCGUUUGAGUUUGCGGCGUUCAAUCGGCCGCAGGGGCUGGCGUACCACUCGGGGCGGGAUCUGCUAUACGUGGCGGAUACGGAGAACCAUGCGUUUAGGGAGGUGAACUUGGGGAGCGGCAUGGUGAGAACGCUAGCAGGGAACGGGAAGCAAGGGGCGGACUACCGAGGGGGGGGGUCGGGGCCUACGCAGUUGUUGAACUCGCCUUGGGACGUGGUGGUGGACGAGGCGCGCAACGUCGCGUACGUGGCCAUGGCGGGGCAGCACCAGCUGUGGAAGUACGACAUCGCCGGCAACACGAUCGGCCAGUUCAGCGGGGACGGCUACGAGCGCAAUCUCAACGGGCCCAGCGGGACCAAGUCAUCGUUUGCGCAGCCGUCGGGGUUGUCCCUUACGCCAGACGGCUCCAGCAUGUACGUCGCCGACAGUGAGAGCAGCUCUGUGCGCGUGGUCAACACCGCCACGGGGGGGUCCCAGAGCAACGUAGGGGGCGACCCCUACUUUUCGGACAAUCUCUUCCAGUUUGGCGAUGUGGACGGUCAGGGCGGGAGCGCGCGGUUGCAACACCCACUAGGGGUGCUUUACGAUCCCGCAGGAGGCAAGGUCUUUGUUGCAGAUUCGUACAACCAUAAGGUAAAGAUCAUGGACCCUAGUAAAAACUUGGUACAGACGCUAGCCGGUACCGGAAAGCCUGGUUUCAGAGACGGGACGGGCGGAGAGGUGCAGUUUUCCGAGCCCAAUGGACUGGCGCUCGGAGAGGACGGCGACGUUUACGUGGCCGACACAAACAAUAGUUUGAUCCGGGUCAUUCACACCCGGGACGGUAACAAGGUAUCCACGCUCUCCCUGUCGGGAGUACCGCCACCGCCCGAGGCGCCCGCAGCAGCACGGAGAAAGCGGCGCGCCGUUGAUACCGAGUUGGUAAAGGUAGACGAGGUGUCAGCCAGCAGCGGCAACCUGGUGCUGCAAAUCAGCCUCCCCCCGGGCUAUCACUACACGCAAGGCGCCACGAGUAAAUACGAGGUGGAGUCCGACCCGAGCAACGGCGUGACGGUCCAGCCUGCCGCCGGGGACCUCAGCUCCGCGCGCGACGGCCCCUCCGCCACGCUCAAGUUCACGCGCAGCUCCACCGCGGCCUCGAGCGUCCGCAUCAACUGCAAGGUGUACUACUGCGAGGACUCGGACACCGUGUGCUUGUUUAAGGGGGUCACCUUUGAGGUGCCGUUCUCUCCCAGUGAGAGCUCUUCGAGCACGGUGACUUUGCCGUACCUAGUAACACCAGAUAAGACUCCCAGCAAUGUCACCAACAGUUUCCUUAUCAAGCCCUGAUAUCCGAGGGCUAGGUGCAGAGUUGUAGGUCUGUUGAAUGUCUUUUCGUGUUGCUAAUGAUUUUGAGGCAAAGGCAUUGUGGCGAACUCGUCUUCGCUGGGCCGCUCUAAUCAGAACAUUGAAACGGUGAUUUGAAUCUGAUUAUAACCCAUUUUUGCUCGCCAUGUAAAGCUGAGAGCAGACGCAGGCAGCCAAUUGGUCGAAAG
Molecule: messenger RNA, 3779 nt
Organism: Klebsormidium nitens
Lineage: Eukaryota; Viridiplantae; Streptophyta; Klebsormidiophyceae; Klebsormidiales; Klebsormidiaceae
Source: the annotation of a GenBank genome assembly